This is a messenger RNA of Salvelinus sp. IW2-2015, 2348 nucleotides long. Lineage: Eukaryota; Metazoa; Chordata; Actinopteri; Salmoniformes; Salmonidae. The record is from RefSeq and is a predicted model, not a curated record.
AUGGUUUGAUGCCAUUCCAUUCGCUCUGUUCCAGACGUUAUUAUGAGCCGUUCUCCCCUCAGCAGCCACCACUGAUAUGUACAGUCUUGUACCCUUAAUCUUAUUUGAUUUAAAUCKGACUUUAUUAAUAUAAUGCGUAAUCCCAGAAUGACAUGAGAAAAUAGCAAUUCUACAGAUCGCAAUGACUACAAUGAAUGGCUAAAUUACUUCCGGACAGGAAGGGUCAACAGAUCUCCUGCUACUCUAUGAGGGGACACACUUUUCACGCCACUUCAAAGUGAUUUUUGCAAACUCACCCUUUCCCUAACCUUAACCUCAGACUCCUAACCUGCUAUGUUAAUUAUCCUAACCUGCUACUAAAAAGUCACUAUGGUAUCGAAGUGGCAUGAAAAUAGUGCUUCCCGUCUAUCGGAGAGCACCCCUUAACCUCUUACAGUGAAAAAAAAUGUCAUGCUAUUGUUUGAGGAGCGUGCACAAUUAUGAACUUGAAAAUGUAUUAUUAAACAGGAACAGGAAUAGACAGGAACUGACCAUUUAUUUGUAUGUAUUCAUCAUCUUUGUUUUAGCCUAGCGCGAUUGAUUGAGACCUGCAAAGCUUUGUGGGAUGUACUCAAAAGCCAAUGAUUAAAUAACCAUCUAUAUCUUAAAGCGAUUUUUAUGCGCACUCAGAAAAGUUGUUACAUUAUGAUGAACUUUGUGAAAUAUGUUUUGAUAACAUUUGGUCCAUAUGAGAAUGUGUUCUUUUGUUCAAUAAAAAAUAUCCUUCAUUUUUAUUAUAUUGCAGAGUAUUAUGAUAUAAAAAAUAUAGCAGAGUGCCUGACUAUUCAGCUAAUUAUCUACCAGUGAUGGAUGAUGACUGGAUUGGGAGGAAGGUUUGGAUAAAGAAUGUAGGGAUGAUAAGGGACCAGAUAGGGGGUAAACAGGACAUGCAAGGUUUUGCCAUGUGACAGGCAGAUCCCUAGGUGAGCAUUCCCUGUGGAAUGGCAGGUAAGUUUCCUGCUCUACAUCAUACAUGAUCCACACAAAGCACAAACCAAAGGCAGGGGAAUACUGUGGACUUAAACCAGGUAAGACUCCACUUUAUCCUUGUUUCUAUCUUAAUUGUAUCCUCUUUAUCUUUAACUCUGCCUUGUUGGAAAAGGACCUGUAAGUAAGAAUUUCACUGAUAGUUUACACCUGUUGUAUACGAAGCAUGUGACAAAUAAAAUGUGAUUGAUUUAAUUUGUAAUAUUGAUUAAGUCACCUAUUACAAACAAUUGUAAUUAACAAUUGUCUUACAUGUAACUAACAUAUCUUAUAUGCAACUAACGAGCUGCUUUUUAUUGGCAGAAAUCCUAAUAAAGUAGGGUGUGGAGCUAUGCUGUGUGAGGCCUACUCUGACCACUGGGGUGGUCACCACACAGGGUUUCACUGUCCCCGCCUCUCUGACCCCCCUGACCUGUCCUUCUGUUGCUGGCUGGGAGAGGGGCUGGGGCUCAAACAGUGCUGCCCACGUUCCCAGUACCACAAUAGCAUGAACAGCAGUCAGACAGAGACCAGAGCGAACUCCAAAGAACCUGUUUACAGCUACAGGUCCCUGUUCCAGACUGUGGUUCUGCUCUAUGGGUCCUUGGUACUGGUCCUGAUGCUUGUGGACUUCCUAUGGUUCUGUCGUUUACGGGGUCUCUCAGUAACGUCAGCUCUUACGAGGCAUGUCACGUGUCCCCGCUGGAUCUCUAGCCUCCUCUUCCCCUACAGCAACAAGACACAGCAGCAGCUCUACCGCUACCAUGGCAAUGGGAGGGACUCACAAGUCCUAGGUGAGCACAAGAUCCCUCAAGACUCCUCUUGUCUCUAAGGUAACAGAAGACACCGACAACAGUCAGGCAAUUUGGCUGACCCAUUAAAGACUGAGAGUGUCUUAGGGGAGAAAUGUCCAUGCCAAGUUCUACAUUUGAGCAUUUGAAUCCCUUGAUGGCCAUCAAUUUAAAACAACAAAAAACUGGAUAACAUACUGCCACACUAUGGCAUAACAGGGUGUUUUCAUGCAUAUGGAUCACACCAAAGUAUAUAGGGAUAAUGAGUGAUCAUAAGAUAUCUUAUGGUUUUGCUUGUAUAUUUCCAAUGUGUAUAGUUUUAAUAGGUACAUUUAUUCCCACCAAUACCAGAUUUAUUAGGAUAUACAGUGAAUCAGUAAACUACUUUGUCUCUAUACUGAGCAAGAGGGCUCAUACCUAAUGCCCUGCAUUGGGUGUCUACUUCAGGUAAAUGUAUGGAACAUUGGAUGAUACUGUAUGAUAUCUAUGGUCUGUCUUUUGUCAUCAUUAUCAUAAUGAAAUACAAUGCUUCAUACUAAAUAAAAGGUAACA